AUGUCCUCGAAGGACGAUAUCCUCAGUUUAGAUUCCGGAGCUCAAGAGCAACCCUUUGUGAGUGCCUGGCCAGAAAACCCCGUGGUGGAGUUUGGGAAUUCCUUGGUGCUAAACUGCAGCACUGGCUGCCGGAAUGUGCUCUCCGGCGGCCUGGAGACCAACCUGGAUAAGGAGAUCGCGGGAGAGGGACGGGCGUGGAAAGCUUUCCAGCUGGUCAACGUCAGCUCCUGGGAUCCGGCUCCUUCGUGCUACUUCGACUGUGCGGAUGCUGCGGACAUGAAGCCCCAUCGGGUGAACUUCACUGUUUAUCGACCUCCCACGGUUGUCAAGCUGGAUCUGGUGCCAGCGAUGGAAGUGGGAAAGGAGUAUACCUUGACCUGCCGGGUUUCCGACGUCGCCCCCAUCCGGAACCUGUCCGUCACCUUCCUCAAAGGCGGGGAGAAACUGCACCUGCAGACGUUUGAAAAGCACGCAGCGCGUGAAGCCGGCGAUGUUGUAGCGAGCCACACUGUAACUGCUGGGCAACAGGACAAUGGGGAGGAAAUCAGCUGCCGUGCGGCCCUGGACCUGAGGCCGGACGGGCCUCUCUUCGAAACCACCUCCCACAACCAAUCGUUGAAGGCUGUCGUUUUUCCAUCGGAUCCCCGCCUCAGCCUUCCGCGCUACGUGGAGGCGAACACCUCCGAGCUGGUGACCUGUGAAGUGACCGGGGUCUCCCCAGCUCAGGAGGCCCAGUUUGAACUGACCUUUGCAGAGGACAGACUGGUUCCCGAUGUGGAAGUGUGGGGGGAUACGGCAAGGGCCCAGGCUCAGGUCUCGCCCUCAGUAGCAGGGAACCACUCCCUGAAAUGCACCGUUUCUCUGGGCCCUGUGACCAGAACAGCGGAGGUCAAAGUAAACGUAUACAAUGGGCCCCAGAUGAAUGAAUCCAGCUGCCCCGGCACCGUGACCUGGAAGGCCGGCAGUGAGGAAACGUUCACCUGCUCAGCCUGGGGAAACCCGUCCCCAAAUGUCACGUGCCGCAAAGACGGGGUGCAUUACCCUCUCGGGGUACCGCAGCUCAUCACUGCGAACCACCGAGGCAGCUAUAACUGCAGCGCGUCCAAUGAAUACGGUUCUGUCGCUGCCGUUGUGACUGUCGGCGUCGAAGUUUACGAGGUCCCGGCCCUUCCAAUCAGCUUGGGGAUUCUGGCCGCGUUAGUUCUUGCUUCUAUAGCCGGCGUGGGCUAUUAUAUGUACCACAAAGCCUACAAGACGAAGGAGUACCAAGUGGCACAGAGGAAAGCGCAAGGGAAUCCCUCGGAGAAACAGUGCCUGAACGGCAAAGUACAGACUGACAGUAGUGUCUAAGCGGACGGAGCAUUUCUGGGAACUGGAGAGAACCCCGGCCCCGGGGCAGUGAGGUUAAAGCUGCCGUCGGGGUCCGUCACCCCACCUUGUUGCAGGGAGAAAACGGGAAAAAACUUCUCCCCACACCGGGCAGUGACACAGUCACUGGAUGGAGAGUGACAGAUCUUGCACUUUUGAGACGGGGAAACACAAGCGUUCACUACGAGAGGCGGAGGCCGAAGGGUCUUUGGGCCGGGCCUCUUUUUCUUAAGGACUUACUCUUCCCAUCGGGAGAGCUCCUCCUAAGUCUCCUGGGAGUCAAAAGGCUGAGUUCUCUGCGCACCGAACGGCCCAGAGCCAAUGUCCUAAAAGAGACCUGGCCGCGUGCAGCUGUUCGACGGGGGAAACGUCAGCAGGAGGCUGCCUUUGAAUGAGGAGAAGGAUGGCAGAGCGGCGGUUAUCAGGGAGCUCUUCGCUGAGCACCAGAGGAACCGGGCCAGAGCUCUCGGCCUUUGCAGCGUGACGUGCCCCCUUAGAUCCCUUCACUACUACUAGACUUGUGGGGUUUAUGUGAGGGCAACAAUACGGUCGCAGCCUUCACCCUGGAAGUGAUUUCUGUUUCCGGACCUGCUCAUGUUUCACGUGGCUGUCGGCCACCGGCCGGCAUCUAAAGUAACGUCCGGGCUCUUCCCGCUGCUGCAGGGGGCGGAUCCGUGUAAUGGGGCCGAGAAGGCAGAAUGCCUUGACAUUUCCUCGUAGACGAGCUCAGGGUUGUCUCGCUUUAAAAAAUCAUGCUAUGUGCUGUAUUUAUGGACUUCAAUCUGCAUAUCCGGAAACUGUUUCGAAGCAGACGGACGUCUGGACGCUGAGACCGAUUGGGGAGGGAAGGAACGGAAGAGGCGCCGUCACGCGCUGCGGUUGACGGCACCACACGGUUUUGAGGCACGGUUGGCACCUUUUAAAAGCCAGAUCAACUUCUUCUCCGCUGGCUACUUUUUUGGACUCCUUUGCAAUGUAACUCUAUGCCCCCUUUCCCUAUAUAAAACGUAAGACUCUCCCAUCUGUUAACACUGAGGAAGCUUACUUUAUUAUUUUAAAAACUGUAUUUUUAUAAAUAAAUCGCACAACUGAGCCAUCAGCUGGAUUUCACACAUUAUGCGGGGUGACCCCGAAUUUGCCCCCGAGACCCCGAUCCUACCCUUCUCUCUUGGAAACUAAGCAGGGUUGGCCCUGGUUAAUAUUUGGAAGGGAGACCACCAAGGAAGUCCAGGGUUGCUAUGCAGAGGACAACCGUUCAUCUGCUGUCUUGACCUAAAUGGCCCAGGCUGGCCCAGGCUAGCCCAGCCUCAUCCGCUCUCAGAAGCUAAGCAG
Molecule: messenger RNA, 2700 nt
Organism: Gekko japonicus
Lineage: Eukaryota; Metazoa; Chordata; Lepidosauria; Squamata; Gekkonidae
Product: intercellular adhesion molecule 5-like
Exons: 6
Coding region: 1-1350 (449 amino acids)
Biological process (GO): cell-cell adhesion
Cellular component (GO): membrane
Molecular function (GO): integrin binding
Source: RefSeq, a predicted model, not a curated record